Molecule: messenger RNA, 1202 nt
Organism: Rhipicephalus sanguineus (brown dog tick)
Lineage: Eukaryota; Metazoa; Arthropoda; Arachnida; Ixodida; Ixodidae
Product: tyrosine-protein kinase receptor torso-like
Exons: 6
Coding region: 127-924 (265 amino acids)
Biological process (GO): cell surface receptor protein tyrosine kinase signaling pathway; multicellular organism development; positive regulation of kinase activity
Cellular component (GO): signaling receptor complex
Molecular function (GO): transmembrane receptor protein tyrosine kinase activity; ATP binding
Source: RefSeq, a predicted model, not a curated record
UGGGACACGUACGAGAUCCCCUACGAGACCCUCGAACUGCACGAAGAGAUCGGCCGGGGCGCUUUCAGCGUGGUACACAGGGCUCACGUUUGGCUGGGAAAAGUCCGGGAGACAGUCGCCGUCAAGAUGCUCAAGGACAAUCCGACGACUGAGGAGAGAAGGAACCUUCAGCGAGAGAUCGAACUGCUCAAGCUGGUGGGCAAGCACGCCAACGUGGUCAACAUGCGAGCUUAUUGCACGAUUGGGUCCAGGCUGGCGUUGGUCGUCGAGUACUGUCCACUGGGCGACCUCAGGACCUACCUCAUAAGGAUCAGGGCAAGACUCGCAAAAGGGGUCUCACAGGCACAGGUUACUAAUGCAUUUGUUCUUGCAGAUCUUGGGGACGUGCCGCCACUGAUGCAUCUUCUGUCGCUAGCGCGGCAAGUGGCCCAAGGAAUGGAGUUCCUCUCCUCCAAGCGCGUGGUGCAUCGCGACCUGGCUGCCCGCAACGUGUUGCUGGUCAGCGAACAUCACGCCAAGAUCGCCGACCUGGGCUUGUCCAGGGACACCUACGAGGAAGGCCUGUACCGCAAGCAAGGAGCCGGUCGCCUGCCGGCCCGCUGGAUGGCGCUCGAAUCGCUCUCUCACAUGACCUACACCACCAUGAGCGACGUGUGGUCCUUCGGCGUGCUUCUGUGGGAAGUGGUUAGUCUUGGCGCCGCGCCUUAUCCAGGCGUUGCCAACCACCAGCUGUUGGAAUUCCUGACGGCAGGGAACCGCUUGACGAAGCCGGCCAGCUGUCCACAAGAAACGUACGACCUCAUGACUUCUUGCUGGAACGCCAGCCCCAUCUGCAGGCCGACUUUUUCAGCGAUCGUGAGCAGACUUGAUGGGAUCCUGGAGCAGUCGCAGGAAUACUUCAGUUUCAGCUCGGAAUCUGAAUAGCGUGGCUGCUCCCGUCACUCGAUGAACUACUGUUCGUCUCACGGUUCACAAGUUAUAGUGGAGGGAAGCAGGUCUUCGGCCCACUUAAGGACUUGGACUUGAAGAUAGUACUAAAUGUCUGAACCGUUACGGAUGGCAUCGCGCCAACUAUUUAUUUGUAGUUUUGUCAGUUAUCUACUUACUGUUCAGUUAUCGCCUCUAUUUGUCUGUUUUGUGGCAUAUCGCGCCUUUUAUUUUUGUGCAACCGCCCACACCUUUUGCUUAGACGAGUGGAGCAG